Molecule: messenger RNA, 2013 nt
Organism: Nelumbo nucifera (sacred lotus)
Lineage: Eukaryota; Viridiplantae; Streptophyta; Magnoliopsida; Proteales; Nelumbonaceae
Product: transcription initiation factor IIF subunit alpha-like
Biological process (GO): positive regulation of transcription elongation by RNA polymerase II; transcription initiation at RNA polymerase II promoter
Cellular component (GO): transcription factor TFIIF complex; nucleus
Molecular function (GO): RNA polymerase II general transcription initiation factor activity; DNA binding; TFIIF-class transcription factor complex binding
Source: RefSeq, a predicted model, not a curated record
UUUUAUUUCACACGUGGUUGGGGCGUUGUGCCGAGCCUUCUGUUCUGUUAUUCCCUAAAAAAUGGUCGCCACCUCGAGGUUAUUGAGCAGGAACAGGAAGGCCUUUAACAGAUCCUAAAGAAUCAUGAUCUCUUGGAGUUGGAAACCUUCGAGUUGAAUUUAGGGUUAUCCAUUGACGCAGUCAUGUCUUCAGAUCUCCUUCUAAAGCCGUCAUGUAGCGGCUGUGGGUCGACGACGGAUCUUUACGGAAGCAAUUGCAAGCACAUGACUCUCUGUUUAUCCUGCGGGAAGGCAAUGGCAGAGAACCAUGGAAAAUGCUAUGAGUGCGGAGUUAUUGUUACGCGAUUGAUCCGGGAGUACAAUGUUCGUGCAAGCUCUGCUAGUGAUAAGAGUUACUUCAUCGGUAGAUUCGUCACAGGAGUUCCAAAUUUUUCAAAGAAGAAAAAUGCCAAUAAUAAAUGGUCUCUACAGAAAGAAGGACUCCAAGGACGCCAAGUUACUGAUGCCUUGCGGGAGAAGUACAAGAAUAAGCCUUGGCUUUUGGAGGAUGAGACGGGCCAACAGUAUCAUGGUCAGAUUGAGGGUGCACAAUCAACAGCUUAUUAUCUGCUCAUGAUGCAAGGGAAGGAAUUUGUUGCUAUCCCUGCUGGUUCUUGGUACAAUUUUAAUAAAGUUGCCCAAUAUAAGCAACUUACCUUAGAAGAAGCUGAAGAGAAAAUGAAGAAUAGGCGGAAAACUGCAGAUGGAUAUGAAAGAUGGAUGAUGAAAGUGGCAAAUAAUGGGCCUGCUGCUUUUGGUGAAGUAGAGAAGUUUGAUGACAAGGAAAGUGGUGGGGGUGGUGGGAGGGGACGUAGAAAAGCAACUGGUGAUGAUGACGAAGGGAAGGUCUCAGAUAAGGGAGAGGAAGACGAGGAAGAAGAGGAGGCAAGGAAAACUAGACUUGGACUAAGAAAAGGAGGUGGUGAUGAUGAUGAAGGUCCCAGAGGAGGUGAUCAUGAUUUGGAUGAUGAUGAUAUUGAGAAGGGUGAUGACUGGGAGCAUGAAGAAAUUUUCACUGAUGAUGAUGAAGCUGUGGGUAAUGAUCCUGAGGAGCGAGAAGACUUAGCUCCUGAGGUUCCUGCACCUCCGGAAAUCAAACAGGAUGAAGAGGAUGAAGAUGAAGCUAAUGAGGAAGAGGGAGGACUUAGCAAAUCUGGAAAGGAACUAAAGAAGCUGCUUGGUAGAGCAGGUGGGCUGAACGAUUCGGAUGCUGAGGAUGAUGAUGAUGAUGAAGAUGUGGAAGAUGAGUUUGGUCUGUCCCCUGUAUUGGCUCCAAAGAAGAAGGAUGCACCAAAAGAAGAACCUGCUGAGAGCAACCCCUCAAAACCAUUAUCUUCAGGGACUGCUCGAGGAACACCUUCUACAUCCAAGUCAGCAAAGGCAAAGAGAAAAUCUGGUGGGGAUGAUGGAAAAGUUGCUAAUGGUGCACCUUCAAAAAAAGGGAAGUUUGAAAAUGAAUCAAAAUCCUCUCUGAAGGAUGAGCCCAUGUCCACUUCCAGAUGUAGUGCACCCCAAAAAGCAUUGGCAUCAUCUGGAUCAACAGCACCAACUGGUCCUGUCACUGAAGAUGAAAUCAGGGCAGUACUGUUGGCAACAAGCCAUUUAACAACACAGGAUCUUGUUGCUAAAUUUAAAGCAAGACUGAAAUUAAAGGAGGACAAGUCAGCUUUCGCAGCAAUUGUGAGGAGAAUCUCUAAGAUACAAAAGAGCAACGGAUCCAAUUGGAUUGUGUUGAGAGAUAAAUGAUGUCUGGGUCUUAAAUUCAAGCUUUUCUUUUCCCAAAUCUGGUUUUUCACUUUUUCUUGAGGUAACAAUUUCGUGCAUUACAAUCUAGACCCUGCCACAUACUUUCUCCUUGUGAGAAAAAAGAAAAAUAUUGUAGGGCUUCUUGUUCUGAAAUCUGAACAAUGGUGAGGUUAGUUUUCUGUAACGUACCAGUAACCUGAAAAUUCAUGUCAUUUAAUUUUUCUUUUA